Messenger RNA from Sinocyclocheilus anshuiensis, 1633 nucleotides. RefSeq names its product citron Rho-interacting kinase-like. The record is from RefSeq and is a predicted model, not a curated record. The transcript is spliced from 12 exons. NCBI's taxonomy places the organism in Eukaryota, Metazoa, Chordata, Actinopteri, Cypriniformes, Cyprinidae. The coding region runs from base 1 to 1443 and encodes 480 amino acids.
AUGCAAACGUCUCGCUCGAGCAGCUACUACAUCUGUCUUGAACACAAGCUGCUGGGAAACUCUUUGCUGAAGCUGGAGGGAGACGAUCGGCUGGAUAUUAACUGUACUUUACCAUUAACUGACCAGAUCGUGCUGGUGGGCUCAGAGGAGGGUCUGUACGCUCUGAAUGUCAUCAAGAACUCCCUCACACACAUCCCGGGACUCGACUCUGUUUUCCAGAUCCAGGUCCUGAAGGAGCUCGACAAGCUGCUUAUGAUCACCGGUGAGGAGCGCGCUCUGUGUCUGGUGGACAUCAAACGGGUCAAACAGUCUCUGGCUCAGUCUCAUCUGCCGGCGCAGCCCGAUCUCAGUCCCUACAUCUUCGAGGCGGUGAAGGGCUGCCAUCUCUUCGCUUCCGGAAAGAUCGACACGUGCAUGUGUAUCUGUGCUGCGAUGCCCAAUAAAAUCACCAUCCUGCGCUUCAACGACACGCUCAACAAGUUCUGCAUCAGAAAGGAGAUCGAGACGUCUGAACCCUGCAGCUGCAUCCACUUCACCGGAUACAGCAUCAUCAUCGGCACCAACAAGUUCUACGAGAUCGAGAUGAAGCAGUACGUGCUGGAAGAGUUCCUGGAUAAGAACGACGUGACUCUGGCCUCGGCUGUGUUCGCCGCCUCGUCCCACAGCUUCCCCAUCUCCAUCAUCCAGGUGUCCAGCGCGCCGCAGAAAGUCGAGUACCUGCUCUGCUUCCACGAGUUCGGUGUGUUUGUGGAUGCAUACGGCCGCAGGAGUUGCAGUGAUGACAUCAAAUGGAGCCGCCUGCCUCUGUCCUUCGCGUACCGAGAGCCGUACCUGUUUGUGACCUACUUCAACUCUCUAGACGUCAUCGAAGUUCAGAGUCACUCUGCGCUCGGGCCUCACGCUUACGCUCACCUGGACAUUCCUAACCCGCGUUACCUGGGUCCGGCCAUCUCGUCCGGCGCCGUGUAUCUGGCCUCGUCCUUCCAGAACAAGCUGCGUGUGAUCUGCUGCAAAGGAAACCUGAGUCAGGAGGCAUCGACUGCAGAUCCGCAGAGAAACGGCUCCACGCGCAGCCCAAACAAACGCGGUCCUCCCACCUAUAACGAGCACAUCUCCAAGCGUCUGGCUGCUAUGCCCGAUGUACAGGAGGGCCUCCACCAGCCCGGGACGCCCCACCGCUACCACGAGGCUCGCACCGAGUUCAGGCGGGACAAGUCUCCCGCGCGGCCCCUGGACAGAGAGAAGUCCCCGGGCCGGCUGGAGCGGUCCCCCGGCAGGAUGAUGGACCCUCGGCUGGACCGCUCGCCGGGACGAGUCAUGGACCUGCGCAGGGAGAGGUCACCCGGCCACGCGUUUGAGGAGCCCCGCCAAAGACUGCACACGGGAUCAGCUCGAACCCCUAUCAACACUGUUAACAAGGUGUGGGAUCAGUCAUCGGUGUAAGAGUCAUCAGUCAAGAACAUCAGAUCUCGUCCGGAUGAGGAAACUCUCAGCACAACGUCUCGCUCACAAGGCCUUACAAACACAGACGAUCACACACAGAUCCGGCCAGCGUUUACUAAACCUCACACAUACACACUCUCUCGCACACACACACACACACACACACACACACACACACACACACACACAC